Messenger RNA from Lolium perenne, 1903 nucleotides. RefSeq names its product putative pumilio homolog 8, chloroplastic. Gene Ontology annotation, biological process: post-transcriptional regulation of gene expression. Lineage: Eukaryota; Viridiplantae; Streptophyta; Magnoliopsida; Poales; Poaceae. The record is from RefSeq and is a predicted model, not a curated record. Gene Ontology annotation, molecular function: mRNA binding. Gene Ontology annotation, cellular component: cytoplasm.
AGCGGGCCGCGGGGAAUGGCUUCGGAGCCGGCGGCGGAGGCGGAGGCGGAGGAGAGGCGCCUCUGUGAGGAGGACGAGCUGAUGUUCGAGGACAUCGCCAGGGAGGUAGCGCGGCUCGGCCUCCGCGACUUCCCGGAGGUCGACGCCGAGGAGGAGGAGGGGCGGCAGGAGGAGGAGGAGGAGGACGCAGCCGCGGCGGGGCCGGCGAACGGGCUCCUUCCUCAUCCGGUAAUUCUUCAUCGCCCUACUGGCCAGCAGCUGUUCCUGUACGGCCCGCCGCCGCCACCGCUGCUCCCGCCGCGCAUGCUGCCGCCGCCGUUCUCGCCGCCAGCGCUCGGGAUGCCCGGCGACCACAAGCUGCCCGACGGAUGGUGGUUCGCGGUCGCUAAUCCCGGCCGCGGCCACGUCCCUGCGCCCGAGAGCUCCCACGGCGGGGGAUCUGCUGUCCCCCCGCGCGCCGCCUGGCCUAGAGCUGCCCCCGGCGACGCGGCGUGGCCUGGGCCCAGAGCUCCCCCCGGCGCGGCGGCCGCCAACACGCAGCUGGCUGAGGCCUGCGUCCAGUACCUCUGCAGGAACGAGGAGCAGGUGCUCGACACGCUGUUCCAGGGACGCCCCGAGGCCGCGGACGCCAACGCCCGGUUGAUCGUCACGCACGCCGUCCCUCUCCUCGAGAGCAGCCAGGGGGCGCGCCUGCUCGGCCGCGUCAUCGACGGCUGCAACGAUGGGCUCCGGCACCUGAUCGUCGCUAGGAUCACGCGAGACGCCAAGAGGUUCUUCAGGAUUUGCGGCGCCAGGUCCGAUGAGGUGGUGGGCAUGAUCAGGUCUUGCAGAUCCGAGAGGUCCCUGCAGCUUGUCAGAAAUGCCAUCACGCCAUGGAUGGCUCCCUCGAUCAUGCACCGUCUUGUGACUUCGGAUUCCAAUAGGCUUAAGGUGGUGCAGGCCUUCGUACAGUGCGUUCCUGAGCCCUACUUUGCUGAGUUCAUUUUUGAUGCUAUUGCUAAGAACUGCUUAGCACUUGUUAUUCAUCCGCAUGGACUGUCCCUGCUGCAAAGCUGUCUGGAGCAUGUCGAAUGGACAGCAAAGGAUAAUAUAUUGUCAACAGUCGCUCGUUGCAGCUGCGAUCUUGCUCAACAUCGUUUUGGAAACUACAUUGUUCAGGAUGUCCUGAAACAAAGAGAUCCAUCGCACUUGGAAAUUAUCGCAUCCCGCUUCAGACAUAAUUAUGUGAAACUCUCAAGACAAAGAUAUAGCAGUAAUGUGGUGGAAACAUGUCUAGAAGUAUUUGAUGAUAGAGAGCGAUUUGCCAUUGUUGAGGAAUUGGUUUGGUUUCCUCGCUUCAGAGAUUUAGUGACAGAUGAGUUUGCUAACUAUGUUAUCUCUAAAGCCCUUAGAACCUGCAAGGCUACUCUUCGGCAUCGGUUGGCCACCGCUAUCCUUUCCCUUCCACAUGUCAAUCGCCGUCACCCUCAUUGUCUGAGGAUGUUUAACACACUUUCUCUGCUUGGCUACAGAGAUUGAAAAGAAAUAAGUUCAGAGUUAAUAGGUUUUCGGAAGAAGCUGAUCCUGUACAUUCAGAGCUGUUGUGGCUGGAGAUGUUGUCAGCUCAUGCGGUGGGCGUUGUUCUGUUUCAUCUGGAGAUAUGUGCUAGUUGUGUUCUUGGAGCUUGUUUGGAUGUGGGCUGUUUUUCUGGGGGAGCUUUUGCUAAAACUCCCGAGAUAAAAUACCACCAUCCAAAUACGCAUUUUGUCUGUGUGAACUUAAACUUGUCUUGUUAUGUGUUGUGCACUUUUGUGUAUGUGAGAUGCCUAGCUCCAGGCGUUGUUGUUAGUUUGUUGAUACUUCUAUUGUUAAAAAAGUGAACAAUUCUAGUCUGCAGUUAAUAUAUGUAGCCCUGUUAAAUCUU